AUGGACGAGUUCGACGAAUUUGACGAUAAUGUGAACGAUGAAAUACUUGCACAACUUGACGCCAUUGAGGCCAAGCAUACCAAUGCUUCCCCGGAAGCCGAUGACGAGUUUGCGGAUCCCUCGUUGGACGCCAUGCUCCUUCAUGAUCUUCCUCCUAGCAAUACUUCUGCGUUGCAUUCCGAAGUAUCAGACUCUACUUCCCAUGGUGCGAUCUCCUCAGCAAGCGGCUCGUCUGGCCUGGUGCAACAGGGUCUCUGGGGUCAGGCUGUCCUCUCUCGUAAUAACAGUGGAAAGUCUUCGGAGGAAUAUUCCUCUCAAGUCCAAGCCUCGCAGGGUCAGGUUUCGCUUGCACCCCAGGAUGGCUUUGGCAUUUCAUCCGAUAAAAUUUGGGACCAUCGUGCAUUUUUACUGCAGAACAGAGCUAAACUUGUGCAAAAAAACCCCAAGAACGAGCAAGACGCCCUAGAAGAGCACCUAAGAACAUAUAAGGCGCCUCCUAUGAAGCUAUGCUUGGAUCAAGAACAAGCCAAAACUUGGAUAUACCCCGUCAACAAGCCUUUACGUACUUACCAACUAAAUAUUGUAAAGAAAGCCUUAUUCGACAAUGUUCUCGUUGCUCUUCCAACCGGGUUAGGGAAGACCUUCAUUGCAGCUGUUGUGAUACUCAACAUGUUUCGCUGGUAUCCUCAAGGAAAGAUUAUUUUCGUGGCCCCCACACGACCCCUUGUAACGCAGCAACAACAAGCAUGCCACAGCAUUUGUGGCCUUCCAUGGGAUACCGCUAUUGAAUUGACUGGAUCUACUAAGCGCUCGCUUCGAGAUGAUGAAUGGAGCGCGAAACGCAUUUUUUACAUGACACCGCAAACGUUUGAGAAUGACUUGCUCUCUACCACUUGUGAUCCCACUGAUGUGAUCUGCGUUGUGGUGGAUGAGGCGCAUCGAGCAACUGGAAAUUAUGCAUAUUGUAAAGUGGUCCGGCAUCUCAUGUACUUUAAUCCGCAUUUCCGCAUCCUUGCAUUAACGGCAACGCCUGGAAACAGUGCUGAGCGCGUUCAAGAGGUGGUGACCAAUCUCCAUAUUAGCCGCAUCGAGAUUCGCACGGAAGAUGCUCUGGACAUUCAGCCGUACAUGCACAAGAAAAAGGAAGAUUUGGUGCGCGUUACUUUGUCUGAGCCGCACGAAGCGCUGCGAGCAGCAUGGGCUUCACUUAUUCUCAAGGUGGCAGAACCACUACAGAAGCAUGGAAUUUUGCAGUCUCACGACCCAGCUCAUCUUCGCGCCUUUGCUGUUCGCGCUUCGGCUGCUGCACCAUUCGCCCAAUCGAUUCUACGUCAACACCCGUACCUACGCGGUUCCAUUCAUAAAAUGGCUAUCAUGGCCCAGAACAUGCAAUAUCUUAACGAACAAUCAGUGCGAGUAUUUUGCGACCGUGUGAUGGAGUCAUGGGGCCCUGAUGCGCGCGGGAAAAAGCAAGACAAGAUACUUAACUCAAGUAAUUCUGCUUUUAACGAUUUGAUGAAAGGCAUUGAGCGCGUGCGAGCGAAUCCGUUUCUCUUGGUGCAUCCAAAAAUGAGAAAAAUGCUACAAGUUCUUAAAAUGCACUUUGCGCGAGACACGGCGCAUACUACCCGUGCCAUGGUGUUUUGCAGCUUCCGGGAAGUGGUCCAUGAAAUUGUGGACUUGUUGACUAGCUCAGGCAUUCGUGCCACACCCUUUAUUGGCCAGGCCAGUGAUGCUAAAGGGCAUCGAGGUCUAACGCAGAGGCAACAAGAACAGGUCAUUCGCACAUUCCAGGAGGGAAAGUUUCAAGUACUCGUCGCGACAUCUAUUGGCGAGGAAGGUUUGGAUAUCGGCGAAGUAGAUUUGAUCGUAUGCUAUGACGCUGUACGUGACUCUGUUCGUGGUUUACAACGCAUCGGACGCACAGGUCGUAUCCGGGAUGGUCGCGUCGUCGUGCUCAUGACCGCGGGCCGUGAAGAAAGCAAUUGGACACAAUCAAAAGAGUCCUACAAAAAUGUUCAGCGCCUUGUGCGUACUGCCAACACUAUUGCACUUUAUACCGACGUUACGCGUCUAAUGCCGCCUCAUGUCAAGCCGGAGCCUGUCAUGUGCGAAGUUGAACAGCCACCGUUUGAUGCCAGCAUGCUUCGCCAGACGAAAGCAAAAGGACCUAAGCGUGUCAAGCCACAAGCUCGUCGCGGUCAGCCGAUACCCAAAGGUGAAACGGGUCGAUUUUGCUCAGCUGCUGAAUUUUCCCGUCGCAACGAUGAUCGCGAAUAUACCUAUUCAGACACAGAAUCGGAUAUAUCAGGGGAUGAUAGACCCACACUCCCUUCUGAGGCUAGCCGUCCCUCGUCUCGAAGCUCUCUGCUCCGUUCAUCUUCCUUAAAGAAUGCAGCUAAUUUAUCUGAUGAUCCUGAUGAUGCUGAUAUUUCUCACUCACACGCUGGCAUACCCUUACCUUUAUCCAGGUUUGAACCUCAUCCUUUGAUUGGUGUGUUGGACAACUCACCGGUUCGUGAAGAGCCAUUGUUUCUUCUUUCACCAACGCGUACACCUGACCCAUCACCAUCGCUUCAUGUUCCCGAUAAACCUACUUCUCCCAUUCGCAAACGAAGACGGCCCCAGCAUACAAACGCAUUCAUUUGUACCGAGGCUGAGCGCGAGACAGAUUCGGAAGAACAUGGUGAUUCCGACGAGAAGUACGAUGGACCUUCUUCUGCGGACGAAAAUGACGAGGACCGCGCUGCGGUUGGCGACUUUCAGCCAACACAGCAGGCUGGUUAUGAACAACAAGCGGUGUACUUGCGAUCUAUGCUGUCACAGCAAGCGCCUACGCCGUUUAAGCGUCGCGACCGUCUCGCCGAGCUACUCGAGAAUCGACAUGCAAAGCGUCUAUCUUCUGAACCAGAUGCUGAAGCAGACCACUACACGCAAGAUUCUUUCGUCGUUGACGAUGACAUUGUUUCUUGGGCUUCUUCGGCUAGUGAUGCCGUAUAG
Molecule: messenger RNA, 3000 nt
Organism: Malassezia restricta
Lineage: Eukaryota; Fungi; Basidiomycota; Malasseziomycetes; Malasseziales; Malasseziaceae
Product: ATP-dependent DNA helicase MPH1
Exons: 2
Coding region: 1-3000 (999 amino acids)
Biological process (GO): interstrand cross-link repair; replication fork reversal; double-strand break repair via synthesis-dependent strand annealing
Molecular function (GO): four-way junction helicase activity; four-way junction DNA binding; 3'-5' DNA helicase activity
Source: RefSeq, a predicted model, not a curated record